AUGCCUUUGCUUGCUGAAAGCGGCAAGGGAGAUUUGCCACUCCGCUCAGGAUUCUGUGAAAGCCUCAGGAAGCUCAGAAACAGUCUAGUAAAAGCAUCUACUUGUGACGAUGCUGACCGAAAUCAAGGUCUAAGGCUGUACCUGUCAACACAGUCCCACCGCCCCAAGCGAAGCGUGACCACUGUUGGUCGCUGGCCUCACCAGAGCACAGACCAGCCCCAGGAGGAGCCCUCAGCCAGCUCUCUAGGACAGAUUAAGUUUAACCCCACGGUGCGACACAUCAUGAUUAACGAGCACAAAGAUAUCACAUUUAAUUGCUCCAUCAAAGUACCUCAGCUGCUGCUCAGGCCAGAUGCCCCAGGCAUUUCUUUGUGGAAGGACGGGAGGGAGCUGCAUGUACUGGACCGCAUUGCCACCAGCCACUUUGAGAUCUCUGAUGAGGAGGAGGUGGCAAUGACCUCCACCUUCAGCAUCCUUGCCGCCCAGCGGUCCGAUAACGGCUCCUAUGUCUGCAAACUCAACGUCUCUGGCACAGAGGUGGUGUCAGAUCCGAUCUCGGUGCAGCUGGAAGGGCUCCCACACUUCGUUCAUCAGCCUGAGAAGCUGAAUGUCACCAAGAACAGUCCCUUCAACCUCACAUGCCAAGCCGUGGGCCCGCCAGAGCCUGUGGAGAUCUACUGGUUUCGCAACAAUGUCCGAGUCAAUGAGAAGCCCCACAUCUCCCCAUCAGUCCUGACUGUGCCAGGUCUUAAUGAAACGGCGUUGUUCAGCUGCGAGGCUCACAACAGUAAAGGACUGACCGCGUCCAACCCAGGGCAGGUCAAUGUGAAAGGAAUACCAUCUGCACCUGACAGGGUGCAUGUCCUCAACCGAACAGGCAAUGGUAUUGUGAUAUCCUGGGUGCCGGGCUUUGAUGCAUUCUCUGCCUUGAACAGCUGCAGUGUCCAGGUCAAGGAAGCUGUUCCACGAAGCAAUGUCUCACUUCUGCUCCUCAGCACCUCGGUGCCUCCCCACCUGUAUCACAUCCAGCAGCUGGAGCCCAUGGUGGACUAUAACAUCCGCGUUUCCUGCAGGAAUGAAGUCGGCUGGUCGGCGUUUAGUCCCUGGAUAAGCGCCAGCACCACUGAGGGAGCUCCGACCACCCCGCCACUGAACGUCACAGUGUCAUUCAAUGAAUCCAGCUCCUUCCUGGAGAUUCGAUGGGUGAAGCCACCCCUGGGAAGGAUCCACGGGGAACUGCAGGGCUAUCACAUCUGGUACAGGUGGCAGAACUCCAAGGGGUUG
Leptosomus discolor (cuckoo roller) is the source of this 1284-nucleotide messenger RNA. Lineage: Eukaryota; Metazoa; Chordata; Aves; Leptosomiformes; Leptosomidae. The record is from RefSeq and is a predicted model, not a curated record.